AUGAUAGAUAUAAUGCAGGUUUUUGACAAAUGUGUUGAUGGCUUCGAUCAUCACUGCAUGGUAUCUCUAGAGGACCUGUCAGGCCUCUCCUGGGUUGCAAGACCCGUCACUAGACAAAGUACUCUUGGUCUUGUGUCCCGCCAUGGAAGUAUGGAAAGUCAGAAUGUGCCCCUUAUGGAUCCAAUGGUAACCCUCUUUGGUAGCGUCCACGAGAAGCUCCCUGAGAUGGGAAGCAUGCGAAGCACGCUCUUUUCGAACUUUGGCAGCAUGUUCAGCAUGGCAGGGCAGCCCACCAAAAAUGAAGAGUGGGAUGAGGAGAGUCUCCCGAGAGAGGGUGAGGACUAUGCAUCUGACGCUGCGGGAGGUGAUUCCGAUGACAACUUGCAGAGCCCGCUACUCGCACGGCAAACAACGAGCAUGGAGAAGGAUAUGGUCCCACCAUCGCAAGCAGCUCAUGGGAGUGUAUUAAGCAUGAGACGCCACAACAGUCUCAUGCAAGGGAAUGCUGGGGAGGCAGUUAGCAGUACAGGUAUUGGUGGUGGGUGGCAGCUGGCAUGGAAAUGGUCUGAGAGAGAAGGGGAAGAUGGGAAGAAGGAAGGAGGGUUUAAGAGAAUUUAUUUGCACCAGGAGGGUGUCCCUGGGUCCCGCCGUGGGUCUAUCGUUUCGCUUCCUGGGGGUGAUGUCCCUGUAGAGGGUGAGUUCAUCCAGGCUGCUGCUUUGGUGAGCCAGCCUACACUAUACUCCAAGGAGCUCAAGGAGCAACAUCCAGUCGGACCCGCUAUGGUCCACCCAUUUGAAACCGUCAAAGGGCCAAGUUGGGCCAGUCUUUUGGAACCAGGAGUGAAGCAUGCAUUGAUCGUUGGGAUUGGGAUUCAAAUUCUUGAGCAGGUAGGAAAUAGGUCAUGUUAA
Molecule: messenger RNA, 909 nt
Organism: Magnolia sinica
Lineage: Eukaryota; Viridiplantae; Streptophyta; Magnoliopsida; Magnoliales; Magnoliaceae
Product: monosaccharide-sensing protein 2-like
Exons: 3
Coding region: 1-909 (302 amino acids)
Source: RefSeq, a predicted model, not a curated record